Messenger RNA from Vespula vulgaris, 6398 nucleotides. RefSeq lists its product as uncharacterized. The transcript has 6 exons. Lineage: Eukaryota; Metazoa; Arthropoda; Insecta; Hymenoptera; Vespidae. The record is from RefSeq and is a predicted model, not a curated record. The coding region runs from base 3273 to 4277 and encodes 334 amino acids.
AAGAAAGAAGAAGAAGAAGAAGGAGAAAGAAGCUAUGAAGCGUAAAGAGAGAGAGAGAGAGAGGGAGAAAAAGAGAAAGAAAAAGAAGAAGUCGGUGAAUGAGGAAAACGUUGUAUAUAGAGACAGAGAAAGAGCUAUUGAAUAAAAGAGAGAAAUAAACUAAUAAGAAGAAGAAGUAUAAUGAGUAAGAGAGAGAGAGAAACAAUAGUAGGCUUACAAGAGAAAGAGAGAGAGAGAAGCGAAAGGAGUGUCCAUAAGUGUAGUAGAGUGUGAGCGUAAGUGUAGUACGAAAACGAGAGAAUGAGAGAGACAGAGACAGAGAGAAAGAAAGAGAGAGAGAGAAAGAAAGAGAGAAAGAGAGAUAGAAAGAGAAAGAGAAAGAACGUAAAGGAAGAGAGGAGUGGUGGGGGAAGCAUUCGAAGCGGCUCGCUCGCGGAGGUAAGCUCAGUAUGCCGCGCAACGCGCAGGCUCGCGUACGCUUAUCGUCCUUUUUGUUUGAUUCGUUCGUUGUAUGUGGAAAUCCUCGUGUUAUAUACGCAGGUACAAACACGAAGAUCUGUAGAAAGAGAGAAAGAGAAAGAGAGAGAGAAAGAAAGAGAGAGAUAGAUAGAGCAAGAAGUUCGUACCGCGUUCGGAAAUCGUUCGGGUUUUUCCGUGUGUAAACGACACCACAUCGUCGUCGUCGUCGACGUUGUCGUUGUCGUUGCAUCGUGUCGUCGUUGUCAUCGUCGUCGUCGUCGUCGUCGUUGUCGUCAUCGUCGUCGUCGCGUCGUCGUCGUUGUCGAUUUACUAUUCGCGAAAGUGAUCGGCUACGUUAGUGAUCAAAUUGGAGAAUAUGUUGCUUGUAUUUGAACGAAACUCGAAUAUCAAGAACGCGCGCGGGUUUUGUGAUCGUUGGGUUAUAUACGCGCGCGCGCGCGCGUGUGUCCGUGCGUGUGUGGGAAUGUGUGUGUGAGAGUGAGAAGUAGUAAGAGAAAAGAGAAAAAGAAAUAAAGAAGAAAGAAGGGAGAAAGAAGAAGAAGAAGAAGAAGAAGAAUAAGAAGAAAAAGGGAAAAAGAAAAAGGAGAACAGGGAGUGUUUGUACAGAGAAAAAGAGAGGGAAGAAACGGAUGGUAGCGGGAAAUUUGAAUUUAUCAAGAGUAGCCAAUUUACGUAAAUGGAGUAAUAAAUGGAUCAUCGUAAAUGUUAACGAUAGAAGAGGAGCAUCGUGUUAAUCAAACGAUGACGAUGCCGUCGUCAUCGACGAAGAGAAUAACGAAGAGCAACGUUUCUGGUAUGAAAGGAAACAAGAACGUUGGGAGACCGUGCGAACAACGCGUUCCGUUGCGAUCGAUUAGGAACACCAGCAAGUUUAAUAGCGUUUUACCUCGGUGAAGCUCGCGGUAGUACGUCUCCUUUAUGUGUAUGCAUGCAUGCAUGCGCGCGUGUGUAUGUAUUUUUUUCUCCUAUUUUGAGAAGGGGAAACAUUGAGAAAAAAAAGAACGAAAUAUAAAAGCAGUAAUAAUAAUAAUAAUAAUAAUAAUAAUAAUAAUAAUCAUCAUCAUCAUCAUAGUCAUCGUCGUCAUCAUCGAUAACGAAUAAAAAGAGAAAGAUGUCAGCGAUCGACAGAGGGAGUAACGAUCGAAAUCGAUCUUGUCCAAUCGAGAGGCGACUUGGACGAUGAGGAAAAAUCGACCAACUUUUCUCAACGUUAUUCUUACUACCAUAACCAAUACCAAGAACAACAGCAACACCAACGACAUUACUACUACUUUUACUACUACUGGUACUACUACUACUACUACUGCUCCUACUGCUGCUACUCCUGCUGCUGUUACUACUACUAUUACUAUUACUACUACUAGUAGUACUGCUAAGAAGAGAAUAAGGACGAAGAGGAAGGAGAUAAUAAGAAGGAGAAGGACGAGGUGGGAGCUCGAGAGAAGUUCGCGAGCGCCAUCUUGACGAAUCAGAGAAGAGAGGCGGCGAGGCGCGAUGGCGGUACUCGAUCGUUGAUCGAGACGAGCCGCGGGCGAUUCGAUCAUCCUUUUCGUCGUCGAUCGAACGUCCUCCGUCCUCCGUCGUCGUUCUCCCUCUCUCUCUUUCUCUUUCUCUUUCUCUCGGUCUUUCUCUCUCUAACCUUCCCUCUAUUUCUCUAUCUAUUUAUUUCUUAAAAAGAAAAACAAGAAAACAGGAAGGAAAGAAAAGAAAAUUCAUCGUCCCGGAAGAGGAGAGAGUUAAAAAAGAGGGUUAUCUACGGGAGAAUUCAACGGACAACAAAAGCGACGACGAGGACGACGAGGACGACGGGGACGACGCAUCAACGACGUACCAACACAUUUACAACCGGAUACGACAUCUCGAUCUCGUUCUUAUUCUCUUCUCCCACAUAUAUUUUUUUGUCGUUUUAUUUAUUUAUUUAUUUAUUUUUUUGGGGGGAAUUUUUAUUUUAUUCUUUGAAGAGAAGAAUAGAGAGAGAGAGAGAGAGAGGGAGGGAGGGAGAGAGAGAGAGAAAGGGAAAAAGAAAGAGAGGAAAAAAAGAGAGAGAGAGAGAAGAGGAACAUCGAAGAAAGGAAGAAAGAAGGAGAGAGAGAGAAAGGGCAUUUUUAUUUUUAGCAAGUUCGCCGCGGUUCUCUCUCUCUCUCUCUCACUCUCUCUCUCUCUCAAGCAUCGGUCGCAAAAACCGGUUCCUCUCUCGGGGCACCACUGCUCUCUGAGGAAAGCACGAGGAAUCAAGAGAGAAAGAGAGAGAAAGAUACGAGUCCAGUAUACUUCAAGAAUCUAAAGAGAAAGAGAAAGAGAAAAAGAGAAAGAGAAAGAGAAAGAGAAAGAGAUAGAAAGAACGUGGAAUUUGCUCGUGUCCCAAUACACAUAGUCGUCGACGUCGUUUUCACGUUCCUCUAUGUAGAUAUAUACAUAUAUAUAUAUAUAUAUAUAUAGAAAGAGAAGACACAUUCGCAACGAACCACGCAUACACUUGUGUGACUAUUCCUCUCUCUCUCUUUUCGACUUGUCUAUCCACUAAUCUAUUGUUACUCUCUCUCUCUCUCUCUCUCUCUGACAAGCACACAUACAUAUCAGCAAAGAUAGCAGACAGACAGCAGACACACGCGCAUACACACCUCUCUAACCUCCUACGUUAUAUCGAUCGCAUAUGCACACGACGGAUUACAGUCUACUAGACUUUUAGACGAACGAAUCUUUUAUUUUGUUAUUGUUAAAAAUAAAAGAGAAUACAAAAAGGAGAGAGAGAGAGAUCGGACAAAGGGGGAGGAAAAAUCGUUAUGUGAAGAAUGGCAACCGAUUCCAGCAACAACGGGAAUAACAAUCGUCAUCAUCAACAUCAUCAUCAUGGAGUCAGAGCUGUCGCAACGACGACUACAGAUCCAAGACGUAACGAAAAGCGCGCCGUGGCGGCUCGAGGUGCCGCUGGUGCACUUGCUCUCAGCGUAUUGGCUGUCGUGCUCCAAUCAGCUGCCACGGCUACCCCCGCUUGGGGAUACUUCACCAAUCCCGAUGCUGGUACAGCUGCGGAAAAGGGUUACUUCGGGCCAUGGAGACAAUGCAAGUUUCUUUUAUAUGGUCGAGAAAGAUGUGGCCAAGGUGUCUCAAGGUUUCAACCAGUGUUGGCUGUGUGGGUGGCUGGAUUGGCUGCUGCAGCUGCUUCUACAUUACUCGCCAUAUUGGUUGGCCUUGCUGUACUUCAGCUUGCCAUGGCUUCAUCAGCGAAGAAGGUUGUUAUUUCGUAUAGCACUGCUCUUAUCGGCAAGGUCGCCCUAGCAACCUUGGCAACGUCAUUGGCCAUCGUAGCUGCAAGUUUAUUUGCUUUGCAAACGGAUGACAGAGCAAACAGUUUUGUUGUUUCGAGAGGAGAGGCUUUUUAUAUGCAGUUAGCUGCCAUCGCCUUGAAUUUUGGCGUGCUCGUUUCUGCCGUUUACGAGGGAAUUUACGCACGAAGGGGUGGCGACCCUACAAAGAUAAGAACCAUCCCUGAUCCUCGUGCAGCCACCAUAAAUAAUCCAGGAUAUCGAGAACACCAUCGACCGACGAAUGGUGGAAGUAUUUCAAUGACGGAUGCAAGUGGUAAACCAUACGUGGGUGGUGCCGGAAAUGGUUCAAUGGCGUCCGUAGCAACGUCAGGAAGUGCAGCUAGUACUGCAUCUCCUUUAAGAAGCUCGUUAAAGAAGCCAAAACCCCUCGGAAUCCACAAUCCAGGAUUCUCAGCUCAUAGUCCAACAUUAUCGAGGAAUGGAUCGCAAAAGAAAGUCCGUAUUCAAACGCAUUCUACGGAAGUUUAAGAAUGGUAGAAAAUCAAGGCCAAUAUCUAUUUUUUUCUCAACGAGAAAAAAAAGAAAAUUCGCCCAUGAAGAAGUGAACGAAAUACAGAAGGAGAAAGAGAAGAAGAAAGAAAAAAAGUUUUGCAAAGAACUAUGGAAAAAUCAUGAAAAUGAUUUUUCUUUUUUUCUUUUUCUCCCGAGAUGACCGAAUGUGUAAAAUAUAUUCAACGAGAUCGUUUUUGCAUUUUUUAUUGUUUAUGUAAAUCUAGAUCGAUAUCAUUAACUUUUAUGAGAUCGAUCUCAAAGAUUACCGAUCAAACGUCGGUAAGGUAGUUCUCUUCUGCUUUGGUUGUGAAACUAAACGCGUGGUGAUAUAAAACGAAUAUAUAUAUACAUACAUAUAAUAUAUAUAUAUAUAUACAAUUCCAUAUUAUUCCGAAUUAAACUAGAUUCAUAAGAAAUAUAAUAAUUAAUGUAAUUUAAUUAUAAAAACGUAAUUUGUUUAUUUGUUAAUCGCACGCGAGUCGAGAAUAUAUUAUUGUAUUUAGUAUGACGAUUUGUUAAUUAGUUUGAUUAAAUGAUUAGGUGAAACCGGUCAUCGAUUAUAUAAUCGUUAUUAUUUUUAAUUUACAAAAAAAAAAAGAAAAAAGGAAAGAGAUCGGACGAAUUAAUUUAGAAUUAACUUCUACAACAAAUCUUGCGAGAACGAAGUCUUUCUCAAUUUAAUUAAUUUUUAUUUGAAUUAUAUUAAUUUAAUUAGCACGUCCUUGAAAAUUAAUUAGAAAAUACUUAUUAUUGCAUCACAUCCGUCCAGCCCUAAGCAGGCAGCUAGAUACACAGAGCGAGAUAUAUAGUAUAUUAUAUAUAUAUAUACAUACACAUACACACACAAACGCGAAUAUAAAUGUAUGUAUAUUUAUAUUUUUUAGCAAUUGUUUUGAUAUGGGAUGAUCGAAAAAUUUUUAGAUCGGCCAAAAGUUCUGAAACCAUUUUAAAAAUCGAUUACUUCUUUUAGAGGUUUCUCAUUAAUUAGACUUUCAGCUUAACGAGGAAGAACAUGAAGUUUUAAAAUUCGCAAAAAAGAUUAACCUAAAUGAUCUCGAAAAGAUGUAAUUUAUUUUUAAAACUACUUAGUAUUUUUUAGUCUAUCUAGAAAUUUUUGGUUCACCCUGUAUAUAUAUAUAUAUACACACACAUACACACACAUACAUAUAUACAUACAUACACACAUAUGUAGAUAGAUACGUACGUAGGUACACGGUUGGAUUUUUUCUUUUUUUUAAAUGUCCUCCGAAUUUUAUUAUUAUUACUAUUAUUAUUAUUAUUAACGAGAGAUAUAUAUAUAUAUAUACAGUAGACGAUGAUGAUUUUAAGUUACCCUCCCCUUUCGUCUCUUCAAAAAUAUAAAAAAAAAAUAAGUAUUAUAACAUUUUAUUCUUUAUUAUUAUUUUUUUUUUCGUCGUCAUUAUUAUAUAUUAUUAUUAUUAUUAUAUAAUUAUUGUUAUUAUUAAUGCUAUUGUAUAUUCCUUGUGCACGUACCUUCAAUUUUUCUUUUCGAUUUUUUUUUUUUUAUCUAGUUUGUAUUAAUUUUAGAUGCUUUUACCGGGAUAAUGAAUAAACAAAUAAAUAAAUAAAUAAAAGAGAGAAAGAGAGAGAGAGAGCCGGUCUCACGAAAAAAUCCUCGUCGCAAACGUUUAAUUAUUAUUAUUACUAUUAUUAUUAAUAUUAUGUAUUUUAUUAUUUUUUAAGUAUUAUUAUUAUUAUUAUUAUUAUUGUCACAUUUUUCUUCUCUUUUGUUUAACAUUUUAGAUUAUCUUAAAAAGAGGUUAAAUAAAGAGAGAUUUGAAAUAAUAAAUCAAAUUAGAAAUGAAAUCAAUGUUGAAAAGAAGAAGAAAAUCGAUUUUAUCACACAUAUAUACAUACACGCUCACGCACACACAUAUAUACAAAAUACACAUACACCUUCAUAAUUAUUAUUAAUGGAAGAUUGACCAUCCUUUUUCAAACGUUUGAUAUUAAUUCGAUGUAUACAUAUAGAUAUAUAUGAUAUUUUUACAUUUGCACGCCAAGACCUGUGACAAAUUACAAAGGGAAAGAGGAAUGAAAGAAGAGAAUUAAAUAAAUAAACGAAUUGAAAAAGUA